Dermatophagoides pteronyssinus (European house dust mite) is the source of this 2794-nucleotide messenger RNA. RefSeq lists its product as uncharacterized. Lineage: Eukaryota; Metazoa; Arthropoda; Arachnida; Sarcoptiformes; Pyroglyphidae. The record is from RefSeq and is a predicted model, not a curated record.
CAACAACAACAACAUUCGAAUCUAUUAUUCGAUGAUCAUAAUCUGAUAAAUAAUAAUAAUAAUAAUAAUAUUAUCAAUAGUGAUACAAUGUUUGCCACAUCAAGGCGAACAAAAGAAAGAAUCGAUGAAUUUGAAGCUCAAUUAGAAUGUUUUAUUAAAACAAAACGUUUAUUAUUGGAACAGUUUGCCGAAGAAACACAGAUACUUGUACAGAAACAUGAACGUGAAAUUAUUGGUUUACGACAAAAACAUCUUGUUUGUGAAAAUAAUUUCAAAUCACAAUUAUCGAAUGCAACGCAAAAAAUUCAAACACUUGAAACAAAAUUGGAAAAUGAACAAACAUUAAUGAAAUCGAAAAUCGAUAUAUUUGAAAAAGAUUUACAACAAUCACGUUAUGAUGCAAAAAUGAUGAAAGAUUCAUUGGAAAUGGCUUUGAAUGAAAAAGAUAAAGAUAAUGAUGAGCUUAGAAAAUUAAAUUUAAAUCUUGAAUCAAAAUUAAAAUUAUUACAAUCAGAAUAUAAUAAUCGACGACAACAAUUAGAGGAUAAACUUCGUGAAUAUGAAUUGAAUCAGGAUAAAGAUUUUCAAGAGAUUAAAAAACUAAGAGAUGAUUUAAGCCAAUCGCUCAAAGAAAUUUCUGUUCUACAUCGUGAACUUUCACAAUUAAGUGAAAGUAUAUCGAAUAAAGAUGCAAAUUGUUUAAGAUUGGAAAAUGAUUUAGAAGAAUGUAAAAAACAAUUAAAUUUAGAAAUUGAAUUGAAAAAAGAAUCAAACGAUAGAAUACAAGCAUUACGUGAAACAUUGAAAGUAAGUCAACAAGAAAAUGAUAAUUUACAGGCAAGAUUAACCGAAACACAACAUCGUAUGGGUGAAGAAAUGGAAAAAUUAAAAACAAUGAUGACUAAUCAACAGAUAAAUCAUGAACAAAGAUUUCGACGAUCGAUUGAAGAGAAAACACAAUUGGAAGAAAAAUUUAAAAAUGAAUUAUCAACUUUAGAACAUAGUUUACAAGAAUCAAGAAAUGAAUGUGAUAAUAUUCGUCAAGAAUUGAAACGUACAUUGGAUGAAAAACAUAAACUUCAACGACAAUUUGAAAAUCAAAUGGAAAAAUCUGCGACUGAAAAACAAUCAUUAGAAAUCAGUUAUAAUAAUCGUAUUAAUGAUUUGAAUAAAAAAUUUUCCGAUAAUGAAAAUAAAUUAAAAUCAAUCAACGAUAAAUAUGAAACAACAUAUAAUGAAUUGGUUAAAGUACAAAAUUAUGUUAUUAGUGUUGAGAAUGAUUUGAAAGCAAAAAAUUCCGAAAUCUUAAAUGUACAUGAAAAAUAUAACCUUUUGGAAAUGGAUCGAUUAUCAUUGUUAAGCGAAACAGAAAACAUUAAACGAUUAUUACAUCUGGAAACGGUUGAAAAGAAAGAAAAAUCCAGACAAAUUAAUGAAUUAAAUGAAUCAUUAUCAUCUAGUCAAAUUGAAAUUGAAAAACUUAAAAAUGUUAAUGAACAAUUAAAACGUUCGAUUGAAGAAGGUGAUAAUCUUCGAUUUACAUUGAUUAAAGAUUGUAAUGAAUUACGUGAAACAUUAGCUGAAGUAGAAAAAUCUCGUCUUGAUAUUAAAAGUAAAUUGAAUAGUUGUCAAUUUAAUUGUGCAACAUUGAACAAUCAGCUUAAAAAAAGAGAUCUUGAAUUGGAAGAUCUUAAACGUAAACUAAAUUCCUAUGGUGAAGAGAAAAAAUUCUGGCAACAGGAUUUAGAUUCAACUGGACAAUCAUUGACACAAAUGAAAACUGCCUAUGAACGAUUAUAUCAGCAAAAUGUUUUACUUCAAAAUAAAAUAUCACAAUUAGAAUCAGAAUCCAAUAUUCAUAAACAAAUGGAUCAAUCAAAUAAAACAUCACAAACAACUGAAAAAGAAAUGUUACGUCGUUUAACACGUGAAUGUGAACAAUUUCGUGAUCAAAUUGCUAAACUAGAAAGUGAAAAAAAACAUUUCGAACGAUUAUAUAUUCAAAUGGAACGUGAAUAUAAUUCAUUGAAAAAUUCAUUCAAUACACAAAAUCAACAACGUGAUUUUAUGAACGCACCAUUAUCACCAUCAACAAUAAGUGCACGUAAAGGUUCAACAAAUGAAUCGAUAUUAUCGUUAACACAACUUUUGAAAAAUGAUUUUACAACACCGAAUCCAGUUUGGGAUGAUACAACUAAUCGAAGCUUAGAAACAUUACGUCAGAAAAAUAAUGAACUUAAACAAAAAGUUCUUGGAAGACCGACGAACGAAACUAGCGAAAAGAAAACGAUGAAAAUGUUAUCAUCCGUAUCGAAGGCAAAUGCUAGUGAUUGCUGUGAAUGUAUCUAUCAUCAUCAUCAACAACAACAGCAACAAAAUCAUAGGAUUGAAUCAUCAUCGAAUUAUCGUAAUGGAGUAGGUGUGAAUAAUCAACAUAAACAUGAUUUAGCCGGUGCUGUUGUUGAUGAUGAUGAUGAUGAUCUAUUGUUGGUCGAUGAAAAUCGUAAUAAUAUUGUUCAUAAUGAUUUUGAAAUUAUGAAACAAAAUGAAAAUGAUCAUCAUAAUCAUAAUGAUGAUGAUGAUGAUGAUGAUUUGUUUGUCGAAAAACUUAAACAAGCUGAAUUAAAUGCACAGAAAGUGCUUGAAUCCUGUGAACCGGAGAUAAAAAAAUUAACAAAUAAAACAACAACAACAACAAUAAAAUCUGGAACAAAUUAUCAUUAUUCAAGUAAAAUUCCCAUUUCCGAUAAAUAGCAGCUUGAAUCAAUUUGAUGAAUAUUUUUUUUUGCAUAAC